Molecule: messenger RNA, 930 nt
Organism: Talpa occidentalis (Iberian mole)
Lineage: Eukaryota; Metazoa; Chordata; Mammalia; Eulipotyphla; Talpidae
Product: olfactory receptor 10V1
Exons: 1
Coding region: 1-930 (309 amino acids)
Biological process (GO): G protein-coupled receptor signaling pathway
Cellular component (GO): membrane
Molecular function (GO): G protein-coupled receptor activity; olfactory receptor activity
Source: RefSeq, a predicted model, not a curated record
AUGGAAGGAAUAAAUAAAACUGAAAAGAUACAGUUCUUCUUUCGUCCGUUCUCAACUGACCCUAAGGUACAGAUGGUGAUUUUCGUGGCCUUCCUGGUGAUGUACCUGACCAGUCUCGGUGGAAAUGCCACAAUUGCAGUCAUUGUCCAGACCAACCACUCCCUCCACACCCCCAUGUACUUUUUCCUGGCUAACCUGGCAGUUCUAGAAAUCUUCUAUACAUCUUCCAUUGCCCCACUGGCCUUAGCAAACCUUAUCUCAAUGGGGAAAACUCCUGUUUCCAUCACUGGAUGUGGCACCCAGAUGUUUUUCUUUGUCUUCUUGGGUGGGGCUGAUUGUGUCUUGCUCGCAGUCAUGGCCUAUGACCGGUUUGUAGCCAUCUGCUACCCUCUGAGAUACACCCUUCUCAUGAGCUGGCCUUUGUGUGUAGAGCUGGUGGUAGGGUCCCUGGUGCUGGGUUUCCUGCUGUCCCUGACACUAACCGCGUUAAUCUUCCAUCUCCCAUUCUGCAAUAACAACGAGAUCUACCACUUCUACUGUGACAUGCCCGCAGUUAUGCGCCUGGCUUGUGCAGACACACACGUCCAUGAGACUGCCCUGUACAUCAUCAGCUUCAUUGUCCUGAGCAUCCCCCUGUCGCUCAUCUCCAUCUCCUACAUCUUCAUCGUGGCAGCCAUCUUGCGGAUCCGCUCAGCAGAAGGGCGCCAUCGAGCCUUCUCCACCUGCUCCUCCCACAUUGUGGUGGUCCUCCUUCAGUAUGGCUGCACCAGCUUUAUAUACUUGUCCCCCCAUUCUAGCUACUCUCCUGAGAUGGGCCGGGUGGUCUCUGUGGUCUACACUUUUAUCACCCCCAUCUUAAACCCCUUGAUCUAUAGUAUGAGGAAUAAGGAACUGAAGGAUGCCCUAAGGAAGGCACUGAAAAAAUUCUAG